UGUACAUGCCACAUACUCACGCAUGUAUCGAGUACAUGUGUUCAGAGUCUCGUGGUGUCUACACGGAGAAACGGUACUUUCAGUUUCAUUUGGGGUACCGCGAGUGCAAGAUCGAGCGUUACUCGCGGCUCAACCGAUAUUCUAGCAAGACGCGUUAAUACCCGCGUGAAAGUACAUCAACAUUUCCGAGGAAUAAACUCCAGUCAAUCCACCGAAUUACCCGCAACACUCAAAGACAGGUGAUCCACGAGGCAGAGAUUCCACGACCAAUUUGGCCAUCGCUAGGUAAUCGCGAUUGCAAUUUCGAGGGCCACGAGGAGAGCCUGUGCAAGUACUGCGGUUACACCAGGAUCUGUCCCCGUUCCAACAAGUGCAGAACAACCUGUCGUGAUAGCACGGCUCCAGGAGGAUCCGCCAGGGAUGUCCUCCUGGAAUUAUCGAGGACCCUGACAUCAGUCAUCGAUGGAGCCAGUGUCAUGACUGCCGAAGAGGUCCUCAGGGACAUCUCCAAGACCGUUGCCCAGGGGAUUCAGGGGAUCCAGAGAAGCUCAGGAGAGGAGCACGUGUAUAGGCAUUCGUCUACCCUGUCCAGUGGAGUGGGAAAGGAUUCAGUUAAUCCCGUUAAUUGGAGACUCUAUGGAAGAACUUGGACAACAAAUCCCGGAGGGAUUACGUCCUCCCAGGGUAAUCCCGAGGGAAAGACUCUACCAGCUCUUUUUCUUGUGCCACGGUGUCAUGGAAUUUGCCCAGGGGGAAUUGUUCGGUGCGCUGGGAAGAGUGCCAAGGAUGGGGGGAAUCCCACACCCAGGAAGGACGAGAACAAGAGGAAGAGGGCACCCUCCAGGAUGGAAGGGAACACAGUCAAGGGGUGCUAUCCCUCUAAUGAACCUGUGUACUCGACGCUGGACCCGAGCGACGAGUCCUCGGCCUACGGUGCUGUGGGGGAUCCCCCGAGGAAGUCCCCCUGGAAUCAAGAAAUCACUGUUUGUAAUAAACACUUGGAUUUCACCCUGGAUGGGGCACGUGCUGAGAGACUGGGUCGUACAAUAGCACGAGCAAAACGUCGUAGACAGUGGUGUCGUGCCCUCACCGCACUCUUCGGGCUAGUCUUCUUUAUACUGAGUGUCAUCGUCGUCUCCAUGUCCGUCACCAAAGGACGAAAGAUAUUCGGUAGCAUGUGACACCAGCCAAGGAUACCAUAUGUUUCUAAUCAAGUGUUAUGUCGCGGUUAUGUCGACAUCCCAAUUACGGGUUUUCUAAUUAAUUUUACUCGCUUAUUACGCAGAAGACAGUCUCGACUGAUACUUCGGCCAUACGUAUUUUCCAGUACCUUGUCAAGUUCAUUUUUUAUUUAGGAGAAUCAUUUAGAUUAAGACAUGUGCAGGUCGUUGACUUGCGCUAAGCAAUAUAAUGGCUGUGACCAUGGCGUUUCCAUCUUCAAUUAUGUUGUAUUUUAACUCUGUAUCAAUAAUUAUAUUAAACUACUUGAAUAUCGA
Fopius arisanus is the source of this 1496-nucleotide messenger RNA. RefSeq lists its product as uncharacterized. The record is from RefSeq and is a predicted model, not a curated record. Lineage: Eukaryota; Metazoa; Arthropoda; Insecta; Hymenoptera; Braconidae.